Molecule: messenger RNA, 978 nt
Organism: Phytophthora sojae
Lineage: Eukaryota; Oomycota; Peronosporomycetes; Peronosporales; Peronosporaceae
Exons: 7
Coding region: 1-978 (325 amino acids)
Source: RefSeq, a predicted model, not a curated record
AUGGCCGACAAGCCGCCAUCGCCGACCGACCAAGAAGCCAAAGCUGAAAGCAACGACGAGGACAUAUUCACUCCGCGACCGGACCCGGAAGUAACCCAACCCGUCGACCCUGUGCACCAGAAGGAGCCGGCGUUCUACGUUGGUGGUAAGCGAUUCUAUGCCAAGUCCAAGGCUAUGAAGCUCGACCCUCCCGCCCGUACAAGUCCUGAUGCGCUCUCCGAUGCGUGGGACGUAUUCGUCCAGAGCUUGGUUGACGACGAAGCCUCGUGGAUGCUGACAUUUCACAGCCUCAAGAACACGUUCAUGACGUACACUGUCGAAGGCGAAAAGUUGCGCGUUCACCAACAGACCAUCGGUGAAGGCUUCCCGUGCUGCGUUUUGAGUGAGCAAAAGUGCCCGAUGUGCUACGCGGACUCGUUAAAGGCAGCCGAUCACAUUCGGAGGGGCUCGGACGGCAUGUCGGAUCGCCUGGUCCGCUACAUCAAGCAGCUGGAUCGGCGUUGGGCUCGACAUGCCCUCCGCCGGGAGGAAGAUCGUCGGAGAGUUCGUGCCCUCCAAGAAGAUAUCAUGGACGACAUCACCCUUGCUCAAGCGGAACCCGGAAAGACCGACCAGCGCAUCCGCGACAUUGAGUCCGACAUUUAUCCCAACGGCUUGGAUAGCCAUCAAGGCAAGCGCGCAUCGGACGGCGGACAGCUCAUCACCAAGGCCGCCAACAUCGGUUCCCCCACUCGCGGCUACCUCGGCGCGCCCGGUCCUUCGAACCGAACCAGCUUCGGACAGCUGCCCGUGCCAUCGAGCGUGACCAUGGGGAACAUCGACAGCAGCCACGCCGUCAUGUACGAAGCCCGCAACAAACACCUGUUCGAGGAGUUCCUGAGCGACAGCGUCAACACACGCACGGACAAGUACGGCGGCAGAAUCGACUCGACGCCGCGCGAGACCUACGGGUACGUCGUGAACAAGCUCUGCGGCUGA